AUGGUGCGCUGCGCCUCCCAGGCCGAGGGCCGCGACCCCCGCUCCGCCCCGCAGCUGCCUGGGUGCCCCCCGGACGGCCCCGCGCCCUCGGCGUCCUGCCAGCUGAGACCCUGUAUUAUCAACUAUGUGAAGAUCAACACGGAUAACCCGGGCUCUCCUGUGUACCUGAACGUGAGGGCUGAGAUCACCAUCAAUGCCACCUUCCGCAUCGACUGCGCCAUCGCCACCAGCCUCCAGCAGACAUGGGGGGUCUUUCCCGUGAAGGCUGUGGGCGACGUGCCCGACUGGAAUAACCCUUUGGACUUGCCACACCUAGAGAUGAGAGGAGGCCCGGAAAUUUUGUACGUCCCCCGAGACACCUUGGUUUUGGGCGUGUACAUGUUCAAUUUCACACUGUCCGUCAGCACCAUAGACCCUAAGAACUCUCAAGUGACAGACUCCGAUGCCAUAUACCUCUGCGUUGUGAGAAGCCCCCUCAAAGCGGUUAUUCUUGGGGAUGCCAACAUAACGCUGGGUUUCAAGGACUCGCUGACCCUGGAUGGAGGCCAGUCCUGUGACCCAGAUGCCGACAUCCCCAGGGAGGACCUCCAUUUCUUCUGGUACUGCACCACAAGUCCAAACAACUAUGACGACCAAGGCCAAGUCACGGUGAUGGGCAGUGAGGUCUGUCACCCGGAGCAGGCCACCCUCAAGUGGCCUUGGGCCUCUGGCCCUGUACUAAAACUGUUGCCAGAAACACUGAAAGGUGACCAGGUGUACUUUUUCCGGAUGGUGAUACAAAAGGCGGACAGAACAGCGUUUGCUGAUAGAAGGGUUCACGUGCUCCCAGGCCCGUUACCCAAGGCACACCUUUCGUGUAUUGAAAACUGUGACAGGUCUUUAAUUGUGUCAGAUAGAUUUUCUUUGUUUCUGAAUUGCACGGGUUGCACAGGCCGUGACUCCUACAACUGGUCGAUUGUGAGUGCUUCUGGUGCUGAAGUGGCAUUUGAUUGGUUGGGGAAGACAGUAACAGGGAGGAAUACUGCUUAUCUGUCUGUAAAAGCUUUUGCUUUUAGUCAUUUUUUGGAAAAUGAGUUUGGGGCUAGUCUACACGUGGCAAGUUGGAGUGGCUUCAUCUUGACCUUCAAGUAUUCCUUUAUUAUUAACAAUGGCCCUGAGAUCGGACAAUGCAAAAUUAAUCCAGCUCAGGGAAUUGCCCUCUUUACUAAAUUUGUUGUCCAGUGUGAUGGUUUCGUGGACAAGCACUUGCCUCUGACAUAUAAAAUAAUAGUUUCUGAUUUGUACGGAAUUGGUGAGAUCAGUUCGGUAGUAGAAAACACCUUGGGAACCAUCUUGUACUUUGGGACGAAGUCCACCACACCCCCAUCCUUCCUCCCCGUGGGCGAGUUGGCUAAUCAUUACGCCAUGAAGGUACAUGCGCAGGUCUACGACUCUCUGGGAGCCUUUUCUCAGGUGACUCUGCGCACUGCUGUGCAGCCUCCGACCGUCAGCAACUCUUCCAAGACAGUGCUGGCUCAGUUACUCGGUCUCACCAAGGGUCCAACUUCAUUGCUGUCUACUCUGCUUCAAAAGCAGCACUUUCUACCUGCAGGUUACUUAAUGUACAUGGUAGCUUCCAUUUUGAAUACGAUGAAAACCGACUCCACUCUCCAGGACGACAAAUCCCAUCUCCAAGAACACCUUGUCAACCAAUCUUUUGUUCUUCCCCUAAGCACUCUGGAGGGCAUGAGCCAGGUGGUCACAACUAUCACUAAGUUAACCCAGUCAGCCUCUGGAUUCACUGGAGUUGCUAGGAAACACGCCACAGCGAGGAUAUGGCAAGCAAAUCAAGCCCUACAAGAGUAUCGGCGGCAAGAUCAACGCUUCCGCUCUGAACAAAUAGAGAUCGUGAGCACUGGCAUAUUGACGAGUUUGUCUAAUUUCCUGAAACUGGCCACUCGUCACGAGCUGGUUAAAGACCCUUUUCACAUAGCAGAGUCCCUGUCAGAAACAGUAUUGGCUAGCAAAGUGCCGGGGAACGAAACCACUAUACUGAGCACCCCCAACUUGAAAAUGUAUGUCCAGAAAGUUGAAAAGCAGGAUGUUGCGCAGGUCUUCAGAGAUGAAAAACGCUGCCCUAACUGUUUCCAUCCAGCGCUGAAUGCAAGCAGCGCCCCUGCCCUGCCUGCCAACGCUCAUGUCUCCACGAUGUUCUGUGAGUUUGCAGGUGAUCCCUUCCCUUGGCUAAACUUUCAGGAAAACAUUUCAACACAGGUGGUUGGAUUCAGAAUGACAGGAGCCAGAGACAAAGAUAACACGGUAGAGGUCACACCCGACGUAGCAGAAGUGUACCUCAUCAGAAAAAACUUGACCUUUGAAGCUUUUAAUCUCACAGUGGGAUGGGACACCGAGGGUGAUGAGUCCUUGAAGAAGACGAGGGGGGCGUUUAGCUUUGACGUGGACACCAGCACAGGUAGGGAGGUGCUGGUUCACAUUGUGACAAAGGUGACCUUGCUGUUCCAGGUGUCGGUGUAUGCAGGUAGUCAGGUCGCCCCAAGUGCUCUGGUUGCCUCCUUCCUGGUGCCUAAUAACAUCCCUCCAGUUGCCAACCAGAGUGGCCUGUUCAACCUGGCCUGUCCAGUGAAGCAGGCCCGUGUGGUGUGCCUCCCCGCGGCCCUGCUCCAAGGCAUAGCUCAGCGCAGCCACUCGGCCAGGUGCACCAUAUCCAUGCUACUACAGGCACCCCGUUUUGUCCUGAAGCCCAAUAGCAAGCUAGUGAGAAUUCACCUUUUCAGUGUUCAGUGCUUAGACAUGCGUGGGAUCCAGAGUGAGUGGAGAGGAGACAGCUGCGCUCUGGGCGAGAAGACCUCUUCGCACACAGUGCACUGUGUCUGCAAGAACGUAGUAAGGGCCCGGCGGCAGCUGGGGCCAGUCAGAUUCUCCAACCUUCACCUGCAUACCCGCUACGUGGCGGCCAAGAUGAUUGUGAUCCCUAAUCCUGUGGAUCUGCAGAUAAAGCUCAUCCAGAAACUGAACCAAAACCCGGUGUCUGUCUUCUUUGUGCUCUUAAUUAUGCUCAUCUACAUCGUCCUUGCUUUCUGGGCCUUGCACAGGGAUGAGAUAGACAAUUUCCUUCGGGACCGCGUGAUAGUUCUACCCGAUAAUGAUCCUUACGAUAACAUAUGCUACCUGGUCACUGUGUUCACAGGAAGCCGUUGGGGGUCUGGGACCAGGGCCAACGUCUUCAUGCAACUUAAGGGAACAGCGAGUACCAGUGACGUGCACUGCCUGAGCCAUCCACAUUUUAUCUCUCUCUACCGAGGAAGCAUCAACACUUUCCUCCUAACGACAAAAAGUGACUUGGGGGACCUCCAUUCCAUUCGUGUGUGGCAUAACAAUGAGGGCCAUGCACCUAGUUGGUAUUUAAGUCGAAUCAAAGUGGAAAAUCUGUUCAGCAGACACAUUUGGCUGUUCAUCUGCCGGAAAUGGCUUUCUAUCGAUACGACUUUGGACAGAACGUUCCAUGUCAUCCACCCAGAUGAGCCUCUGGCCAGGAAGGACUUCUUCUUGAUAGAUGUGAGUAAUAAGCUAAAGAAAGGCCACAUGUGGUUCUCUGUUUUUGCUGAUGUUGUUGGUAAAUCGUUCAACAGGCUCCAGAGACUGUCAUGCUGUUUGGCGGUGUUGCUGAGCUCCCUUCUUUGUAAUAUUAUGUUCUUUAACCUAAGCAAAGAACAAACGGAGGGGUAUGAGAUGCGCUACAUCAGAUCAAUGAUGAUAGGAAUCGAAAGCGUCUUAAUUACAGUCCCUGUGCAAUUAUUAAUCACUUUUUUGUUCACCUACUCCCAAAAGAAACCUCGAGUGGCUCUGAAUGAGGUCGCUCCUCAAACGCACCCGCUGUUGUCAGAAAAACGUAUACACUGGGGAGAGCGUUUGGAGAAGUGGCACGCUUAUGAAGCGCGCGCCAGGAAGGCUGCAAAGCGCGCUUCUACGAGGAAGCCUGGACUUCCCAAGGCUUCUAAUCGGAGCACCUUCAAACCGGCGCACCAGCGUACCAAAGUGGAAACAAAGGCCCCAGAGACCCGUGGAAGAAAUACGAAUUUCAGUAACAAAAACGUACAAGACCAUCAUGACGUUUAUUCAGAAGGGGGCUUUCCCCAAGAGCACCUGAACCCUAUACCUGUUGAGAAAAAGCCUUCGAUCAUCCUGCCUUGGUGGUGUGUUUACAUAGCAUGGUUCUUGGUUUUUGCCACUUGUAGUAUAUCGUCCUUCUUCAUCGUCUUCUAUGGACUGACCUACGGCUAUGAGAAGUCAGUAGAAUGGGCCUUCGCUUCUUUCUGUUCAUUCUGUCAGUCCAUCUUCCUGGUGCAGCCAUGUAAAAUUACACUGCGGUCAGGUUUCAGAACAAGUCGGCCCAAGUACUGCAAAAAUCUUUCAUGGACAACUGGGUACCAUUAUACUGAGAUCAAGUUGGAGGAGAUCAGGAUGAAUCCAGAGGAAAUGCAGAAGCUCCAUGAACGUAUUGUCUACAUCCGAGGCACGAGGAUGUACCAACCUCUCACAGAGGAUGAAAUCCAAAUAUUCAAAAGAAGGAAGAAGAUCAAGAGAAGAGCCAUCUUGUUCCUGAGUUACCUCGUAACUCACUUUAUCUUUCUAGCCCUUCUCUUGAUCCUCAUCGUCCUGCUCCGCCACAGCGACAGCUUUUACUAUAACCAAUUCAUUCAUGAUCAGUUCUCUGAGGAUCUUGCUACCGUGACUAAGCUGAAAGACAUCUACAAAUGGCUAAACAGUGUGCUGUUGCCUUUGUUCCACAAUGACUUGAAUCCAACAUUUCUUUUUGAUGGUUCAUCUAUGAUCCUUGGCCUUCCACUGAUGAGACAGGUGAGGGCAAAACCGAGUGAAAAAAGAUGUCUGCCUGCUGAAAGCUUUGUGCCAAGCAGUGUCUCAAGAGAAACCCAUUGUCAUCCCGAAUAUGGCAUUGACCCUGAGGACACAAAGAGCUAUUCUCACUCUUGGAAUGAAAUUGGUAAGCGGGAUGUAGAUAAGAAUGCCAGUGGGUUUACUUAUAAGCCUCAAGAGGAGAGAUGGGUGUAUUAUUCCUAUGGACUGUUACAUACCUAUGGGUCCGGAGGAUAUGCAUUCUACUUUUUUCCAGAACAGCAACAGUUUAAUUCCACAUUGAGGCUCAAAGAACUCCAAGGAAGCAACUGGCUUGAUGAGAAGACUUGGGCUGUGAUUUUAGAGCUUACAACUUUCAACCCAGAUGUAAAUCUCAUCUGCAGCAUCUCGGUCAUAUUUGAGGCCUCUCAGUUGGGAGUUGUCAACACAAGCAUAUCUGUAUACUCGUUCACACUUGCUGAUUUCAACAGACAAACUUCCGCAGAGAUCUACUUGUAUGUAGCCAUUCUCAUUUUUUUCCUAGCCUACAUUGUUGAUGAGGUCUACAUCAUUACACAAGAAAGAGCCUCCUAUGUGAGAAGUGUGUAUAAUUUGCUCAACUUCGCCCUGAAGUGCAUAUUUACUGUACUGAUUAUGCUCUUUUUCAGAAAGCAUUUCUUGGCCACAGGCAUAUUUCACUUUUACUUGUCAAACCCCGAUGACUUCGUUCCCUUCCAUGCAGUUUCUCAAACAGAUCACAUCAUGAGGAUAAUUUUGGGGUUCCUCUUAUUUCUGACGAUUCUGAAGACCCUCCGGUAUUCUAGAGUCUUCUAUGAUGUGCGCCUGGCUCAGAGGGCCAUCCAGACCGCCCUUCCUGGCAUCUGCCACAUGGCACUUGUGGUGUCUGUGUACUUCUUCGUGUACGUGGCUUUUGGUUACUUGGUAUUCGGUCAGCAUGAAUGGAACUACAGUAACUUCCUUCAUGCCACCCAAACCAUACUCUCGUAUUGCGUGUCUGCUUUUCAGGACACCGAGUUUUCCAGUAACAGGUUCCUAGGGGUCCUGUUCCUCUCAUCUUUCAUGCUGGUGAUGAUCUGCAUCUUGAUCAACUUAUUUCAGGCUGUGAUCCUGUCAUCCUAUGAUGAAAUGAAGCAGCCCGUGUAUGAGGAGCCAUCUGAGGAGGCAGAGGCCAUGGCGUAUCUGUAUCGUAAGCUAAGAGAUGUGUUUAGCUUUCUGACCUCCCAGCCACAGGCCAAAGAAGAGCCUGUGUUCAUCACCAACAUGCUGUAUGGGCAGCCAGCGAAGAAGAGCCAUCGGUAUCUGGGGCUGAAGACCAGGAACAUCAAUGGGAAGAAAAUGGUUUACCUCGUGGUUUGAUCAGUAAAAAUUUCAAGAUCUACACACGAGUCUCCCCAAGUGCUAAGUCUGUGGGAUUAAGGACCAUUUAGUAGUGCAGUUAUGCGCUCUACCCACAUGCUAUACAGAACAUACCCCUGCAUCUGGAAGUGUCCCCUCUCCCGGCCUCUGCUUGGGGGAACAUGAAAGUAGGCAUUCAUGUAGCAUCUGUGAAGAGAGGAGGACCAUGACGUGGGAUUUCUGGAUUGAUUCCCCCUUAGAGGGGAAUCUCAUGACUCCUGGUACAGGGGCAACCCUCUUCCCUUUGAAGCCUGCAGCAGUUCACAGGAGUUAAACCACUGGUUUUAAGACCGUUAAGGACGACAUGAAGGAGGCUCUGCACUGGACCUGGCCAGUGUAGGUAUUCUCCUGCUGCUUCUGUGUUCCACCCAGCUGGAAGCCAGUGGCCCACGGUUCCGGUAUGCAAAGCCCAGGUCCCUCAGCCCGGCUGAGAGUCUGCUGGACAACCGGGGCCGUGGAGCAGCCCCUGCCAGUCUUGCUGGGCCAGGGCUGAAGGGCCUUGUGUGGAGUUCCAGGAUUUGCCCUUGUGCUUGGAGAGGCAGAGAUGGGAACCAGGGUCAGAGGCCUGAAGCUGCACAUUUGGUCCUUAAGGCUGCUGCAAGUUAAAGUAAAAUUCAAUGACACUUUCUGACCAAGAGACAUGACUUUCGGUAAUAGGUGCGUACAGGUUCACGCUGAAAUAUAGCAAAUGUUCUACAUACUGCAUAUAGCAGUGUACACCCAGGACUCGGGCGGGUUAUUUAUGGCAUGGAGAAUUGUUUAGGAAUAAGGAAAAUAUGGUUCAUUGUUUAAGAGAAACACAGACUAACAGCUGUUAUAUUUUUCACUUAGAAGCAUGUUUG
This is a messenger RNA of Tupaia belangeri chinensis (Chinese tree shrew), 7112 nucleotides long. It is a transcript of the gene PKDREJ, whose product is annotated as polycystin family receptor for egg jelly. The transcript has 2 exons. Lineage: Eukaryota; Metazoa; Chordata; Mammalia; Scandentia; Tupaiidae. Gene Ontology annotation, molecular function: calcium ion binding; calcium channel activity; protein binding. The record is from RefSeq and is a predicted model, not a curated record. Bases 1 to 6231 code for a protein of 2076 amino acids. Gene Ontology annotation, cellular component: membrane. Gene Ontology annotation, biological process: detection of mechanical stimulus.